CACAAUUUCCCUUUUAACACUUGCCGACUAUAUAAUGUAUGAGAACAGAACCUUUAUGUGGUUCAUUUUCAUUUCAUUCUAUACACAAGUAUAGAGCUCCAAGAGUCUCUCCUUUAGCUCUAUAGAUAAGAGGGACACUUGUGAAACUAGAAGUGGAGUUCUCUUACAAACAUGGGGGAGGAGAAUAUGAAAGAACCAUUGUUGGAGAAGCAGUACUAUAACGGUUGCCCAGGUUGUAAAGUGGAUCAAGCAAAAGAGCUAAACAAGGGUGUAUCAGUUCUUAAUCUUUUUAUUAUAUGGAUGGUGGUGUUAUGUGCAACACUACCUGUAUCAUCUCUCUUUCCAUUCCUCUAUUUCAUGGUAAGGGAUUUCAAUGUUGCAGAAACAGAGGCUGAUAUUAGUUCUUAUGCUGGUUAUGUGGGAUCUACAUUCAUGCUUGGCAGGGCUUUGACAUCUGUAAGCUGGGGAAUGGUUUCUGAUCGCUAUGGUCGAAAACCUGCUAUAAUUUCAGGGAUUAUUGCAGUUGUCAUUUUCAACACACUCUUUGGCCUUAGCUCAAAUUUUUGGAUGGCUAUUAUCACGAGAUUUCUUCUGGGAAGUUGUAAUGGUAUACUUGGACCAGUGAAGGCCUAUGCUACUGAACUUUUUCGAGAAGAGCAUCAAGCUAUAGGGCUCUCUACGGUCAGUGCAGCUUGGGGCAUUGGUCUGAUUAUUGGCCCAGCAUUGGGAGGCUAUUUGGCUCAGCCAGUAGAGAAAUACCCUCAUAUAUUUCCAAAGGAUUCCUUUUGGGAUAAGUUUCCAUACUUCUUGCCCUGCUUUAUAAUAUCAGGACUGGCAUUUACAGUACUUAUUGCCUGUAUCUGGAUUCCGGAAACACUUCACAAUCACAAAGGUAGCAAUGAGUCCACAGAUGAUGCUGAAGCUUUAGAAAAUGGAAGCAGCAGGGUUGACAAAGAAAAGACAAUCCAAAAGAAUGAAAACCUCUUCAAGAAUUGGCCCUUAAUGUCAUCUAUCAUUGUUUAUUGUAUUUUCUCCCUUCAUGACAUGGCUUAUCAAGAGGUUUUCUCUUUAUGGGCUGUUAGUCCUCGAAGGCUGGGAGGUUUGAACUUCACAACUGACGAUGUUGGUAAUGUUCUUGCGGUAACAGGUCUUUCACUUAUCAUCUUCCAACUCACCCUAUACCCGUAUGUGGAAAGAACUUUUGGACCUAUUAGCAUCGCCCGCAUUACAGGGAUGUUAUCCGUACCACUUUUGCAAAGUUAUCCCUUUAUAGCUAUGUUGUCAGGCGUAACACUAUACAUAGUGAUAAGUGCUGCUUCUAUUCUGAAGAAUAUUCUAGCUGUGACCAUCACAACUGGUUUAUUUCUUGUGCAAAACAGAGCAGUGGAGCAACACCAAAGGGGGGCAGCUAAUGGCCUUUCUAUGACAGCUAUGUCUCUAUUCAAAGCUAUUGGCCCUGCUGCAGGUGGUGCAUUAUUAACUUGGUCACAAAAGCGCACACAUGCUUCUUUCCUACCAGGCACCCAUAUGGUCUUCUUUAUCAUGAAUUUAGUUGAGGGACUUGGAAUACUGAUGAUGUUUAAACCAUUCCUUAGUGAAAAGAAGAAAAAUCACACUGAUCAGUUACACUGACAUCAAUCAACUUGCUUGAGGCAUGGCAGCAUCCCUAUGAAGUUGUCCAUUAUUGAGGACAAUGAGGGUAACUAGGUGGCUAACAUGAUAGCACCAAUUGAAUAUGUAACAUGCCAUUUUUAUCUACUCACCCCAUUCAAACACCCCCCCUCCCCAAAAAAAAUAAAAGGAAAAAAAGCAAAUGAGUAAGUAUUACAAAAAAAUAAUAAUAAUGAACAAGACAGAAACUGGAAAAGCAUAGGGGAAGGUAUAAAGAGAAACCCCACAUGUUGUGGUGCUUCUCUUAGUGGCAUCAUGGUUCUUAAGUUGAAAGUGACAUAAUUACAUUCUCCUUCUGAUUUUGUAUUUCAUGACCGUUUAUAAAUUACAUAUAGCUAAGUUUAUGGAAGUAUAUAAUUGAGAUAUUUUAAUCAUAAUUAUCUAAAGAGACUUGGUACUGUGAAA
Molecule: messenger RNA, 2076 nt
Organism: Lotus japonicus
Lineage: Eukaryota; Viridiplantae; Streptophyta; Magnoliopsida; Fabales; Fabaceae
Product: protein ZINC INDUCED FACILITATOR-LIKE 1-like
Exons: 18
Coding region: 172-1632 (486 amino acids)
Biological process (GO): regulation of stomatal closure; transmembrane transport
Cellular component (GO): plasma membrane; plant-type vacuole membrane
Molecular function (GO): solute:potassium antiporter activity
Source: RefSeq, a predicted model, not a curated record